AUGAUGCAAAGCGCGGCAGUGCUGCCGACAGAGAGCCCAGUGAAGAGUUUACCGGAGAUUCUCGGAGUGCCACUGCAACAGAUCCCUCAGUGCGCAGGAUGCAGUCAACACAUCCUGGACAAGUUCAUCCUCAAAGUGCUGGACAGACACUGGCACUCCAAGUGCCUCAAGUGUGCAGACUGCCAGACCCCGCUGGCCGACAAGUGCUUCUCCAGAGCAGGGAGCGUCUACUGCAAAGAGGACUUUUUCAAGCGUUUUGGGACGAAGUGUGCAUCAUGCCAACAGGGGAUCCCUCCCACGCAGGUAGUGCGGAAAGCACAGGACUUUGUGUAUCACCUGCACUGCUUUGCCUGCAUAAUGUGCAGUCGACAGCUGGCCACUGGGGACGAGUUUUAUCUUAUGGAGGAUGGGAGACUGGUGUGCAAAGUAGACUAUGAGACAGCCAAACAGAAUGAUGAUUCUGAAGCAGGGACCAAGAGACCCAGGACCACCAUCACAGCCAAGCAGCUAGAGACGCUCAAAAGUGCCUAUAAGAACUCGCCCAAGCCGGCACGCCAUGUCCGGGAGCAGCUGUCUUCAGAAACAGGCCUGGACAUGAGAGUGGUGCAGGUGUGGUUCCAGAACAGGCGAGCAAAAGAAAAGCGGCUGAAGAAGGACGCAGGGCGCCAUCGCUGGACUCAGUUUUAUAAGAGUGUCAAACGCAGUCGAGGGGGAACGAAAGCGGAGAAGGAAAGUUCAGCUGAUGAUGCAGGCCUCAGCGAUAGUGAACUCAGCUUCAGAGAUGACCAGGUGCUGUCCGACCUGGGCCACACUAAUGGACUCUACGGCAGUGUGGGGGAUGUGACCAGUGGAGCAGUGCUUAACGGGAGCUUCACGGUGGACGCAGCAGGACAGCCCUACCAUGACAUCAGAGCAGGAAGUCCUUAUGGUUUGCCCCAAUCGCCAUCGUCCAUUGGCUCUCUGCCUGGACACACCCCCCUGCUCAACAACCUAGCCUUCAGCAUGGACAGUCUGGUGGCACAAGGGGGGACUGGAGGGGUGGGCCAGGCACUCAGAGCCAUGGCAGGAGGCCCCACCUCAGACCUGUCUACAGGCAGCAGUACGGGAUACCCCGACUUUCCCACCAGCCCUGCCUCCUGGCUCGACGAGAUGGACCAUUCGCAGUUCUGA
Messenger RNA from Boleophthalmus pectinirostris (great blue-spotted mudskipper), 1170 nucleotides. RefSeq names its product LIM homeobox 4 (gene lhx4). The transcript has 6 exons. The coding region runs from base 1 to 1170 and encodes 389 amino acids. Gene Ontology annotation, molecular function: RNA polymerase II transcription regulatory region sequence-specific DNA binding; DNA-binding transcription factor activity, RNA polymerase II-specific. Gene Ontology annotation, cellular component: nucleus. NCBI's taxonomy places the organism in Eukaryota, Metazoa, Chordata, Actinopteri, Gobiiformes, Gobiidae. Gene Ontology annotation, biological process: neuron differentiation; regulation of transcription by RNA polymerase II. The record is from RefSeq and is a predicted model, not a curated record.